UUGAAUACAAAUGUGAACAUAAAUAUCAAGUCAUUUGAGUAUAGCGGAGCAUUCGCCACAAACUUAUACAUCUUGAUUUAUAUGGUGCUUUCCUUUCACAACUGCUGCAGCUGUAACAAAACACUUUACCGGGAAAAGCAAAAUAUAUACAGGUAUGUUUUUUGUUUUGAUUGCGAUUCUUUCCGUGUGAACACAAUUGUUAAACUGUCACACAGUUCAAAUGACAAGUCACGAUUUUGGCCACCACGAGGCUUAGAGUGCACCUUAAGCCUCGGGAGUUGAACUUUGGUGAACCACUUGGCCGAUUGGCUGGCUGGAAAUGGAAAGCUUCAAAAGUUCAGAAGGCUUCAUCUACUCGUCAAUACAUCACAAGUCAGCUUUUAAAGCCGUUGAGGCUCCGAGCUACCAAUUUUCAGCCACCAGUCCACGCUCGUUGCCACCAAAAUGGAAACACCUGCAGCAGACACAAACCGAAAACUCUCACGACUUCGGUCGUAACAACAGGAUUACAAGUGUCCUUCCCAGUGUUCCUUUUCGAAAUAUUUAUUGCUACCUUGCAGCUCUGUAGUAUCCUCCCUUCUUCCUUCUUGUUGCCUGCUAAUUUGUACAGCUGCCUGAGUGGCUCCAUCCACCACGGGAAGUUGCACCCCUGAAGGUAAGACACAAUUUCAAGUGAUCCCAUCUUAUCUGUAUGUCUGUCGUUUUUCUUUCUUUUUUUUUAAAGUAUAAUUGUUAUUGAUAUUAAUCACAUUUUUUCAGAGAAGUCAUUUUGUCCUGAAAAUUUCAGCGGAAUUUAACUUGUUUCAGUGUUGCUCCUGUAUGGCUUCAAGGUUUGGCAAAACGAGAGCUGGAAUGAAGCAGGAGUUUUCAGGCUCUUCGUUGAGAGACCUCAGCCCUGAGAGUAAAAUCACUCGCAGCAUCCCCUCACGGGAAUACCCUGAUCAAGCAGAUUCGCUCAGAGAGCAACUGAAAGAGACGGAUGAGCAUGUGGCCAGACUUCAAGACAUGCUGAAGUGUGAACGGGCAAAAAGUGCCCGUUUGCAGCUGAGGGUCAACCAGCAUGAAGCAGAGCUGAGACGCAAAGAGCAGCAAAACAACAGAAUGAAAGAACGACUUACUCAGUUGUCUGAUAGAAACCAGGAAAAGGGACCCUCCAUUGAGGUACUGAACUUUCCAACGUCGGGUCGAGGCAAAAAUGUGAAGUCAAUCAAAUCACCUCAGUCCACUACAAGGCGAGAGGAGGCAGCCCUGCAUCUGAUGUUGGAGCGCAGAGAAGCGGAGCUCCGGGAAGCAAUGAAGCUGCGACACAGCCUCACCACCUUACUACAUGCCAUCAGAGUUGACAUGGAGCAAACUUUGUCAAACUCUGAAGACAUUGUGGUCGGAUCCCCAAAUGAAGACAAAAGGUUAACUCGCGCUGAGGCGGCGCUGGGUGACCAUGUGACAGGAGGUGUGGUUCAGAGUUGGAAAUGUGUGCAGCGAAGGCUGGUUGACCUUCAAGGCCACAGAGGCGAUGGCACUGACCAUGACAAACUCUUGGCUCAGUUUCAAUUGGAACUGAAGCAGAGUCACCAAAUUGUCAAACUACAACAACAAAUGCUGCAGGACAGCCUUCUAUCAUCCCUCCCAUCUGAGCUGACUGAUUCUUAUUUUUUGGAAGAACGGGAGCGUCUCCAAGUGCAAUGGGCGGAGUUCAAACAACAGAGACGGACUUUCGAAAGGGAGAGACAGUCCUUCACUGAGGCCGCCAUACGCUUAAGUCGUGAGCGUCAGGACUUUGAGAAUGAGAAGGGCUCUCUUUUGAAGCAGCAGUAUUUACGUGAUGCUCCAUUGUGUAGUAAAAGAGCAUCGAGUGACAAAACUGACUGCACACACGGUUUGGAGCCCGAUGGCAUAUCUGGCUGUGUUCCCAUUUCUCCAUCGUCCACCAAAUCCAGCCCCCUGACUGUUUCAGGGUGCCGUUUGGGAAGAGUCGGAGUCGGAACACCCAGUACCCCCGAGCUCUAUGCUGCCCUGAGUUUGUCAUACAACCACAGAGCCGAAGAGGGAGCAAUCCACUCGGAGAGAUGGUGUCGUGGAAUAGAUGGGAUGUACCCAGCUGCACCUUUGGAUCAGUCAUUUUGAGGCAAUUGAGUUCCAAAGCCAUUUUUAAAAACAUGCACUUUCUUUAAAUAAUAAAAGUUAAGUAUUUUCUUGAACUCUUCAUUUUAUUAA
This is a messenger RNA of Hippocampus zosterae (dwarf seahorse), 2214 nucleotides long. RefSeq names its product afadin- and alpha-actinin-binding protein. The record is from RefSeq and is a predicted model, not a curated record. The transcript has 12 exons. The coding region runs from base 820 to 2124 and encodes 434 amino acids. NCBI's taxonomy places the organism in Eukaryota, Metazoa, Chordata, Actinopteri, Syngnathiformes, Syngnathidae.